AUGAUACCUCGAGAAGGUGCAUUACAUGCAUUGAUGCGAUUUUUAGAAAAGAAUUCUCAUCAUGGAAAAAUUGGUACAUUAUCCAUUGAUGCUAUUAUGAGAAUGGCUCGUUUAAUAUUAGAUACUAAUUGUUUUGCUUAUAACAACAAAUAUUAUCAACAAACUCGUGGUGGUGCUAUGGGCUCAGCAUUUACACAAGUAUUGGCUAAUAUCUAUAUGUCUGAAUGGGAGCAAGAUUUAAUCAAACAUCAAACAGUACACAAAGGAAUGUAUGGAAGAUACAUCGAUGAUAUAUUCAUGAUAACUAACCAAACCAUAGAUGAAAUUAAAACAGAACUCGAAAAAGCUGCCAAUAAAGAUAUUAAUAUUAAAAUUCACUAUGAAAUUGAUACAUCAAUUAAUUUUUUGGAUGUUACUAUAACAAAUGAAAAUGGGCAAUUAAAAACAUCUCUUUAUCAUAAACCAACUACUGAACCUUAUAUAUUGCCAUACACAUCCGAUCAUCCAAGACAUAUUCAUCGUAAUAUACCAUAUGCUGUUCUACUACGUGCUGCUCGUAUUUGUUCUGACGUACAGGACUUCAAUACAGAAUGUAUUCGUAUCGAUAUGUCCCUAUUAUUAAAUAAUUAUCCACCAAAUUUCAUUAGAAAUCAAUUCAAUCGAUUCUUCCAAGUAAACAGUGCCAUGCCAGUUCUAAAUGAAUUGAAUUCUCAAGCAUACAGUCACCUACAUGAACAACUAUUGUAUCAAUCGACACGACGUGAAAAGCAACUUCACACAAUGACACAAGAUCCGAUUCGAUCACCUACAGUAUUGCAACCGAAGAUAUGGGAUCCAAAUAUCAUGUACCCGCAUUAUCUCUUCGACAGUUCUACAUCUACCGCUUUUCGAAAAAGAUUUACACAGUGGUGGCGAACUCACUAUGCAU
Messenger RNA from Rotaria sordida, 928 nucleotides. The record is from the annotation of a GenBank genome assembly. NCBI's taxonomy places the organism in Eukaryota, Metazoa, Rotifera, Eurotatoria, Philodinida, Philodinidae.